AUGGUUCGCAUUAGCUUCUUUAUAUCUUUGGCCUUGGCUGCCCAGGGUAUUGCGGCCGCUCCCGCCGGCACCUCUGUUAGAAACCAGACAGAGCUGGGUGGCUAUCCAGCGGAGACUAGCUCGUCAGUCCCUGACCGUAUCACGGGGUUUCCGGGUGGAAAGCCUGCACCAGCGGUCCCGGAGCGUACCAAGCAGGAGGAAGAAGAGUUUCAAAAUGGAUUAGACAAGGAGUUUAAGGAGAACAAACAGAAGUAG
Molecule: messenger RNA, 255 nt
Organism: Metarhizium brunneum ARSEF 3297
Lineage: Eukaryota; Fungi; Ascomycota; Sordariomycetes; Hypocreales; Clavicipitaceae
Source: RefSeq, a predicted model, not a curated record